Messenger RNA from Ilex paraguariensis (yerba mate), 2279 nucleotides. NCBI's taxonomy places the organism in Eukaryota, Viridiplantae, Streptophyta, Magnoliopsida, Aquifoliales, Aquifoliaceae. The record is from the annotation of a GenBank genome assembly.
AUGGGAGCCGUGUCUUCAACGCCGCUCUGGAGUGGUGCGACGCCGCAGCAGGACACGGCGGAGUACCUAAUCGGAACGUUCAUAGGAGAGAAAUCGUUCCCUCUUGGCUCCGAUUACUGGCAGAAACUGCUCGAGCUUCCUUUUGAUGCCCAUUGGCCCUCUCAGCGUGUUCGCCAAGCUUGCGAACAGUUUGCACAGACCAAUUGUUACACAAGGCACCUUGCUAAGGUUUUAAUCCACUUGGCAUGGUGCUUGCAAGAGUGUGUUUCUGCAUCUGGUGCGCCAUCCUCAGCUUUAAAGAAGGCUCUUAAUGCAUUGUACGUCUCAUCUGUGUUCCUGAAAUAUUUAAUUGAAAAUACGAAAAGCGACCCAGUUGACGAGUUGUACUUGUCCCUAAAUGAGAGUGAGGCAAUACCGAAUAAUUUCUCAGGAGAUCAAAAUGUAGAAAAUCUUGUUAUGCAUAGUGUGCUGAGCUUCAUUGGCAAAGUAGACGUAAGUCUCGACACAUAUCUUUUACACCACGAACUGCUGAACUUCAUGCUCAUCGCCAUGUCUACUCAGCUUCUCUCUGGGCCAUCACUCGGACCAGACGAUGUUCACCCUUUCAUUGAUGCAGCAAUGGCUCAGGAAAGUUCUUUGGCUGGUUUGGUUGUUCGGAAACUGCUUGUUAGUUUCAUUACACAACCCCAUUUUUCGGUAUUAAGGGAAGCUUAUAACAUCUUUUCUGAAGGAAACCAGGCUGGUGUUCUGCAGAGGGUGGGUUCUGCAGCUGCAAGCUUUGUGCUAUCGCCCAUUAAUUUCUUUGUCAAUUCAAGUGGUGAAGCUUCAAUAAGUCCAUUGGCAGACAGCAGUCUUAAUAUUUUACUUAUACUCAUUCACUACCGGAAAUGUGUUGUGGUGGAAUCCGUGAAAGACAAAAUUGAUGACAUCGCCAGUUCAGAUUCUCUCCUGAAAGAAGAAACUUUGUUUUCCACAAACCCUUAUUGCAAGGCCUUAGAGAGUGUUCGGAAUGUUGAAUUUGAUCGUGUUGACAUUGAGGGGAAUGCGCACGGUGGUCCACUUGUGAGACUCCCUUUUGCUUCUCUCUUUGAUACUAUUGGCAUACACUUGGCUGAUGACACUGCCGUCCUUCUGCUUUACUCAUUGCUGCAUGGGAACUCAGACUUUCUGGAAUACGUUUUGGUGCGAACUGAUCUGGAUACAUUGAUGCUCCCCAACGUCCCAUGGUACCAAGAGCGCCGCCUUCAUCAAGUAUCUCUUGGUUCCCUCAUGGUUGUAAUUCUAAUAAGUACUGUGAAGUACAACCUGUCUAAGCUGCAGGAUGUUUAUCUCCAUACAAAUUGUCUUGCAAUUUUGACGAACAUGGCACCUCAUUUCCACCGUCUAAGUGCAUAUGCAUCACAGAGAUUGGUUAGCCUUUUCGAUAUGCUCUCCCGCAAGUACAACAGAUUAGCAGAUCAGAAAAAUAAUAAGAUGCAUAUAGGCAACAGUGAAUUGAGAGAAGAUGACAGCCUUUCAGGAGAUAUGUCAACGGAAUUGCAUAUUUAUACUGACUUCCUGAGAAUAGUUCUGGAAAUCUUGAAUGCAAUUCUAACAUAUGCCUUGCCGAGGAAUCCUGAGGUAGUUUAUGCAAUUAUGCACAGGCAGGACGUCUUUCAGCCUUUCAAGAACCAUCCACGCUUUGUUGAGCUGCUUGAAAACAUAUUUAAUGUCUUACAUUUUUUCAAUAGCCGCAUGGAUGCCCAUAAUACAGAUGGUGAAUGGUCAGCGGAGAAAGUACUCCAAAUCAUAAAUAUUAAUUGCCGAUCUUGGAGAGGUGAAGGGAUGAAGAUAGUCACUCAACUACACUUUACAUAUGAACAAGAGAGUCACCCUGAGGAGUUUUUCAUUCCGUAUGUGUGGCAGCUAGUUGUAACUCGCUGUGGUCUCAGUUUUUAUCCCAGAAGCAUAAAUUUGUUCCAAAUUGACCCGACUAUAGAAGAUGAUAAUUCAAGCGGUGAGGCCAAGCAGCAACAACAUGGUGAGUUGAAUGGGCAUAGACCUCAGUAGAGACAUUGGUAUAACGGAAUAUAACCGGAGUAAAAGACACAGGUGUUGAUGUGUAUAUACCCUUACACACGAAAAGCAUAAACCCAUUUAAGUCCUCUCAUUCUUUUUUGUUUAUAUUUCUGAAAUGGUUGCUGGGGUGUUUUCCUGUAGCUGGGUUUGAUAUAUCUCCAAUGUAAUGAAUAAGUGAGGAUGUUCAAACCAUGUUUUAUAAUAUGCUUACCCGAAUAUGU